AUGCAUCUCCUGGCCAGUUCGAGGAGCCUCCAUCUGCUGAUGGUCUUGGCUGUGAUCUUGGCUACCCAUCGCGUGGAUGCCGGCUUACGUUUGCGUCAAACCCGACGCUCGGCCACGCCCCCCGCCAGCACUACGCCCACGUUGACAGUGACCUCCGAGGAGGCGGAGCCACAGGAGUCCGUGGCGGAAAGUGCACCGACGGCGAGCGUGGUCACCGAACCGGAACCGGAAACGGAAGUGGCAGUGGAGGUCACGACCGGAAAGCACAAGCGUGGCAUUCUACACGGCCACGCCCACCUGCACGGCCAAUGGCCCGCCCGCACCUAUGCCGCCCACUACGGCUACAGCCUGCAGCUGCCCGGAGGCAGUGCCUUCCUGGCCGCCGCUCCGCCGCGCCGCCACUUCGUCAAAUACGGCCAUGGUCAUCUGGUCAAGCCGCUGGUUUCCGGUUCCGGUCUGCUGCCUGCGCUGGCUCCCGCGCCCGCUGCCCUGCUGCCCGCCGUCGCCUCAGCACUGCCCGUUGGAUUGCCCACUGGUCUGCCCGUUGGAUUGCCCACUGGUCUGGCCGGCAACGUAGCCAGCGCCAUUCCCGCCGGAGUGGCCAGCGCCAUUCCCGCUGGUGUGGCCACCGCCUUGUCCACCGGCGUGGCCACCGCUUUGUCCACCGGCGUGGCGCCGCCCUCGUACGUCCUGCGUCCCGGAAACGCGGUCGUCUCCUCGUACAGCGUCAACUAUCCGCACCAGCACCUGCAGAAGCCCGUGGUCUUCCAGUCCGCCGUGAAGCCGCUCCACUUCCAUGCGCCCGCUCACGCCCAUGUGCACGCCGUGCAGCCCACCUAUGUGCAGACCUAUGCUCCGACUGCUCCGGCUGUGCCUGUCCAGCCCGUGCAGCCCAUCCAGCCCAUUCAGCCCAUUCAGCCCAUCCAGCCCGUGCAGCCAGUUCAUCAUCUCCAGCCCAUUCAGCCGGUGCAACCGGUGACCACCCAUCACUUCCAGCCCGUGCAGCCCCUCCAGCCAGUCACUCCAAUCCAGCCGGUUCAACCCCUGCAACCCCUGCAACCCAUCCAACCCGUCCAACCCAUCCAACCCACAGUGGCCUUCGGUGUUCCGGCUCCCCCAGCUGUGGAUCUGCCCGUGGUCCCGCAGUUCCCGCAACCGCCUCAGUUUCCCGGAGUGCCCACCUUUAGCUUCCAGCCCGCCCAGCCAGCGGUGCCCGCUGUUCCCGCUGUGCCCGCCCAGCCGGCAGUGCCAGCUGCACCAGAAGCCCCAGAGGUGCCACAGAUUCCGGCCAUUCCUCAGAUUCCGGCCAUACCUCAGAUCCCCCAAAUACCGCAAUUCCCCGCAUUCCCCCCCUUCCCCGGCUUCCCGCAGAUACCGCAGUUCCCGCAGGCGCCAGCCAUUCCAUCGCCACCACCGGUGCCAGGAGUACCAGCAGUGCCCACGGUGCCGGCUUUCCCCAGUCCACCCACCAGCCAAUUCUUUCCGGCUGCACCACAGCCACCAUUGCCCCAGCAGCCACCCACCUUCGGCCAGCCGGAGUCGCAGUUCCCAGGCGGCAUUGUGCCGCUGCCGGGCUCCACUCCCGUGCGGCCAGAAUCCGGCACGGGCAUAGCCUCGCCGCAGAUACCCCAGUCGCCGGAGCCGGAGACGCCGUCGGAGGUGCCACCACAGCGGCCGCCCGUCCCGCAGCCACCGCAGCAGCCGUGGAAGCCGGUGUUCUACACUCCACCCACCGAAUCCGCGCCAGCGUCGCCCAAUCGGCCAUCGAUCACCCUGCUGCCGCCCUACGGCAGCUCGCCAGCGGAAGGUUACCUGCCACCCGUGGGCACCCAGCCGUCGUCCCUGAGUGCCGGCAGUGGCGGCAUCGGCAGCCAGGGCGGCAUCUUCGACCAGCUGACCGACGCCGAGCUGGAGCACAUCUUCGCCCAGGCCAACUUGGCGCAGCAGCAGCAUCAGCAGCAGCAGCAGCAGCAACAGCAGCAGCAGAGCCACAACUACCACCACUACUGA
Messenger RNA from Drosophila teissieri, 2010 nucleotides. Its product is annotated as leucine-rich repeat extensin-like protein 5. The record is from RefSeq and is a predicted model, not a curated record. The transcript is spliced from 3 exons. Lineage: Eukaryota; Metazoa; Arthropoda; Insecta; Diptera; Drosophilidae. The coding region runs from base 1 to 2010 and encodes 669 amino acids.